Molecule: messenger RNA, 4099 nt
Organism: Humulus lupulus (European hop)
Lineage: Eukaryota; Viridiplantae; Streptophyta; Magnoliopsida; Rosales; Cannabaceae
Product: TMV resistance protein N-like
Exons: 5
Coding region: 179-3988 (1269 amino acids)
Biological process (GO): signal transduction; defense response
Molecular function (GO): ADP binding
Source: RefSeq, a predicted model, not a curated record
AUCUUUAUUAACAUCAUCGCAUACAAAUAUAUUUCCCAGAAAUUCUUACAAGAAUUACCAAGAUUGAAUCUUUUUCAUGAGCUACGUAGUCCAUAUAUAUCCUUGCAACUUUAGUUUUUCCAAUAUUAUAGUUUUGCUCAAUUUUCUAUAGUGAGUUUUUCUUAAGAUUUGCAUCAAUAUGGCACCAAAGAAUAACAAGUACGACGUUUUCAUAAGCUUUAGAGGUGAGGACACCCGUAACAAUUUCACUAGCCAUCUUCACAAAGCAUUGCUGCUUAAAAAUUUACAAGUUUACAUGGAUGAGAGGCUUGAGAGUGGUGAUGAGAUUUCUUCAGCUCUUUUGAAAGCAAUUGAAGACUCAAAGCUUUCUGUCAUAGUUUUCUCGGAAAAUUAUGCAUCUUCGAGGUGGUGUUUGGAUGAAUUGGUUCAUAUUCUGAGGUGUAAAGAAAGAUAUAGGCAGAUUGUUGUGCCAAUAUUUUAUCAUGUGAGUCCAUGUGAUAUCAGAAAACAAUCAGGGAAUUUUGGAGUUGCAUUUGGUGCACUUGAGGAACGCUUUGGAACUGAAUCUGAUAGAUUGAGUCAAUGGAGGACUGCUUUAACAUCUGCUGCUAAUCUUUCUGGCUGUAAUGCACCCAUAACCAGGUGUGAGUCCGACUUAAUUGAGAAAAUUGUCGAAGACAUCUUGAACAAACUGAAUUCUUUGUCAUCAAGUAGUGACUAUUUGAAUAAUGGCCUUGUUGGAAUGAGCAGACGCAUUGAACAUCUUGAAUCAUUGUUAUUGUGUGUUCCAAUUUUGGGCAUUUGCGGCAUGGGCGGCAUGGGUAAGACAACUCUAGCGCGAGCCUUAUUUACUCAAAUUUACAAUCGGUUCGAUGGUUACUGCUUUCUUGAAAAUGUUAGGGAAGAAUGGGAAAAACAUAAUGGGCUCGGUUUAAAGAAACAACUUUAUUCUGAGUUAUUGAAGGAAAAAAAUCAAGAUAUAGUCAUGAUCAACAUGUUUGUGAAGGAUAGACUUUGUCGUAAAAAAGUACUAAUUGUUCUUGAUGAUUUGGAUGAUGUAGAUCAAUUUGAGCAAUUAUUAUUAGGAGAUCGUGAUUGGUUAUGUCAUGGAAGUAGAGUAAUUAUAACUACUAGAGAUCAACAAAUACUCAAGAAUAUUGGGGUUGAUCAAAUCUACAUGGCAAAUCAACUAGGGGAUGAUGAGGCUCUUCAACUCUUUAGUUUGAAUGGAUUCAAAAGUGAUUUUCCACCAACUAGUUUUAUGGAGUUGUCGCUAAAAGUAGUGAAUUAUGCCGCAGGAAUGCCAUUGGCUCUUAAAGUUUUAGGUUCUCAUUUGUAUUCGAAAAGUGAAGAAGAGUGGAAUAGUGCAAUAAACAAGUUGAAAGUGUUUCCCAACCGAAAGAUUCAAAAUAUAUUGAGGAUAAGUUAUGAUGGGCUAGACGAUAAAGAAAGGGGUGUAUUUCUAGAUAUCGCAUGCUUUUUCAAAGGCAAGGAUAAGGAUUUUGUGGGAGGAAUAUUGGGUGAUGAUUGUACGUUUGCAGAUGUGAUUAGAGUUCUCAUUGAUAGAUGUUUGAUAUUUGAGAUAUUUGAGAUAGAUUAUGAGAAUAAGACCACACUAUGGAUGCAUGAUUUGAUACAAGAAAUGGGCCGGGAAAUUGUUCGUCAAGAAUGCAUCAAAGAGCCUGGAAUGCGUAGCAGACUAUGGAUUACUGAAGACAUUUGUCAUGUCUUAAAAAACAACACAGGUAGCGAAAAAGUUGAAGGAAUAUUCCUAAACUUCUGUGGGAUCAAUAAAGGGAGUCAUUUCAAAUUGAAGCCUACAGUCUUUAGAGAAAUGUACAAUCUAAGACUACUUCAAAUAUUAUUUGAAGAUUGUAUACAAAUGGAGAAGUGCAAAUUUCAACUUCCUCAUGAUCUUGAUACACUUCCUGAUUCUCUUAGAUAUCUCAAUUGUCCUUACUACCCAUUCAAGUCUUUACCAUCAAAUUUUGUGCCACAACAUCUUGUGGAACUCAACAUGCCCUUUAGCAAGUUGGAGCAACUUCCAAACGAAUUCAAGUGUCUUGAGAGCUUAAAAGUUGUCGAUCUCAGUUUUUCAAAGAAUUUGAUUCAUAUGCCAGAUUUAUCUCAAGCUAAUUUGAAGAGUCUAUUUCUUAAAGGCUGUGAGAGUUUGGAAGAAGCUCCUUCACUCAAAUUUCAACAAAUUCUUGCUCACAAGUGUUUUACAAAAGAAAAUAUAGUAACAGAAACAAAUUACAUUAAUAUCAAUUAUUGGGGACCUGAGGAGACUGAUCAUAAACCAUCGUGGUUGGAAUCUUAUGAACACAUAAACUACUUCCUUAAUCUCGGUGGCUGCUCUACUCUUAAAGUUCUCUCAGAGAUGUCUGGGAACAUUAAAUACAUUUGUUUAUCUUCCACUUCCAUAGAAGAGCUGCACUCUUCAAUUUGGUCUCUUGUUCAUCUUUCUAUUUUGGAUCUUAGCAAUUGUAAAUGCCUCAAGAAUCUUCCGAGUGGAAUUGGACAGUUGGAGUCUCUAAAUCAUCUAUAUUUAGAUGGUUGUUUAUCUUUUGAUAGGUUUCCUGAGCGGCUUCCAAAGAAAAUUAGAUUAUUAGACUUGAGGGGAACUAAGAUAAAAGAAGUGCCUUCGUCUUCCUUAGAAAAUCUCUCUAGUCUUGAGGAUCUAUGUCUAAUGAAUUGCACGGAGCUUGAAACCCUACCAACGAGUAUCUGUAAGCUGACAUCUCUUGUGAGGCUAAACCUAUCUGAUUGCUCAGAAUUGAAAAGUUUCCCUGAAAUCUCAGAGCCAAUGAAAAGUUUGAGAAACCUUCAUCUAGAUCAAACAGGAAUUAUAAAGUUACCCUCGUCAAUUGAAAAUCUUAAUGGGCUUGAACGGCUGAGUUUAAGGAGAUGUAAUAAUCUAGAGUUUAUUCCAAACAACAUAUACAAUAUGAGCCAUCUUCAAUUGCUGUGCCUUUCUGAAUGUUCAAAACUUCAAAGUUUGCCUGCUGUGACGGCUGAUUUCCAAUUUAAGAUUGAAGUGGAUCUUAGCUAUAAAAACAUAUUCAAAAUCCCUGACUGGAAUCUUGGUUUAUCUUCAUUACCAUUGAUGGAGUCUGAACCAUGUGGAUCAAUGAUUGAUGAAGGACUAGUGAGCAUCAAACGACUUUCUAAUAUGGUUUUAUAUUUGUUACAACGUUGUGACACUGCCGACACUUUCGUCGUACCUAAUUUCAUGGUCGAUUCAUGUCGAUGCUUGGUCUCAUAUAGUGACAAACAACCAUACUAUUUUUGUGGUUGCUCAAGAUGGAAUAUUGAAAAAUACAACAAAGUAGUGACUGACUUCUGGAAAUAUCUCUUCCGUCAGGCAACUUAUUUUGGUCAACAACUAAAGAGAAAUAUUUUUCCGAGAAUGUAUUUAUGUUGCCCAGGAAAUGAAUUUGCGGAUUUUUUUGAUAAUGUGUCUGAAGGAUCUUCAGUUGAUGUCAAUCUUUGUCCACAGUCUUAUAAUUCCAACUUUUUGGGUUAUGUCUUUUGUGUUCUCAUCGAAUUUGAUCACUACUGUUUUGAUAAUAUUAACCGUUUGAAUUUUCGAUGCGAGUACAAUUACAAAACCAAUAAUGGUGAAAGCAACAAGCGUAGUUGGAGUAUCCACACACCAGAAAACAAGUACGCAUUUGUUGAGAUUGGAAUUCUCAAUUCAGAUCACAUGUUUAUGGGGUGUAUUCUUGAGGAGUACGAUGAGCAUCUUAAUGCAAAUGCAUUACAGAUAGUGUCAUUUGAUUUUCACCUUGACCAACAUGAUUGGGAAGCACUAGUUAACGUUGGCAAGUAUAGAGUGAAAAAGUGUGGAGUUCACAUGUUAAAUCUUGAUGAUUUAAUUGAUGACUCAAAUCAUUUAGAUGCUGAGUUUGAUAAUGAUGUGUUAUUUUACAGAAGAAAACAAUUUCAGUUUUCAGGUAAGGGCCCAUUCAUUAUGCGAUUAUUAUAACUUAUGUAGUCUCUUUUCUUCUCUAUAGUGAGUGUUAAGAUUAAUGCUUUCUUGUGAGUUUGAGAGUGUUUUUUCUCUUUGUGAAUCGUGACUUUGUAAUUGAAAUUCCGU